UUGUCCGUGUCCGUGGCGUCGUGCAUUUUGGCUCAGCAGUUCGCAUUUAUUUUAUUCGUAGAAUCUUAUCACUUUCUAGAACAAUAUGAGUUGUCCAAUCGGCGAAGAACAGCUAACGGAGUUGAAGAAAUUUGUGGAAAUUUGCAAGAGUCACCCGCAACUCCUGCACAAUCCGAAGUUAGCGUUUUUCAAGGAGUACUUAACUGGACUUGGAGCGAACAUUCCUCUACCAGAUAUCGACGCAAAAAACUAUUCUGCGUCGUCCGGAGAUGGUCAAGCAAAAAACAACAAUCCUGGAGAAAAACCCCUGUCUUCAUCAGAGGAUGAGUCGGAAUCGGAGUCUGAUGUGGAAUUGGAUAUGGAAGGUGUGAUAGAACCCGACCCAGUGAAUGAGUCUCAAGAAAUGGGAGAUCCUCAGAAGGAACCUACAGAUGAAGAACGAGACCAGUCUGAUGAGAAACGGACUGAGGCCAUGAAGGCAUUUUCCGAGCAGCAGUUUGAUGAGGCCAUCAAGUUGUACACUGAAGCCAUCCAGCUGAAUCCACAGAGUGCUUUGUUAUUUGCUAAGAGAGGGCAGGUGUACCUCAAACUUAAUAAGCCCAAUGCUUGCAUCAAAGACUGCACUCGCGCUCUGGAACUUAACUGUGACAGUGCUGCUGCUUACAAAUUCCGUGGGCGCGCAUACAGACUACUUGGCAAAUUCGAGGAGGCAUCACACGACCUGUGCGAGUCUUUGAAGAUUGACUACGACGAUCAGACCAACGAGUGGCUAUCUGAUGUGAAACCUAACGCUGAGAAACUGCGUCAGCAUAAACUCAGCGUUCAGCGCAAGAAAGAGGAAAAGGAGCAUCGCGACAAGUUGCGCAGGGUUCGUAAGGCACAAGAGGCCCGAGCGAAUGCGACGCGCGCUCAGCAGGAGUCCGCCGCAGCCGGUGCCAAAGCAGGUGCGGCCCCGGGCUUCGCUGGAGCUCCGGGCUUUCCUGGUGCUGCUGGUGGUUUUGACGCAGAUUAUUUCAAAAAUCUGCUCUUUGAUCCUGAAAUCAUGGCCGCAUUCCAGGAUCCAGAAGUUGCAGUGGCAUUGCAAGAUGUGUCAGUGAAUCCGGCCAACUUCGUCAAAUACCAGAACAAUCCUAAGAUCGCUGCCGUUAUAGAGAAGCUGCAGGCCAAGCUUGGCAAAUCUGGUACAUCAUUCUCUGAUUUUCCGUAUGGUUUCGGUGGAGCACCGCCUGGCGGCGCCCCAGGGGCCGGUGGCCCUACAGCGCCCAAGCCACCUUCAGCUGAUGACGACGUUGGUCUCGACUAAACAUCAUAAUAACCCUUUCGAUGCCAUGUUAAUGCUACCGUUCUCAAGCCGCAUUUACAUCUGAACAGCUCACUGUGAAGCGCUCUUUGUUGAUGAAUCGAAACUGGGUCCUGUCUGCGUUGAGAUGAGAACGCACUGGAAUUCGAAAUCUUCAUUAGGUUUUCGAAUUCCAGUCUGUGUAUGCACAGGUCCUAUUCCAGUUCCUAUAAUUCCAAAGAACCAAAGGCAAAAUUACCAUUGCGUCAGCUACAAGCAGUUACCCAUCAUCUUCAUAAACACCGGCGAAAAAGUAAGGGAGUUGUAAUGAUGCAAACAGCGCUGACUGCUUUGAAAUAAUGCUCGCACACCAGUCAUUUGUGAGGGCGACUCAGAUAUAAAUGAGGCGUUAUGGAUAAUGUGCUCGUACUAAAUGACAUCAAAUAUACGGUACUACACUAACAUUUUAUUUAGCUUAUCGGUAAUAGUACGUAUUAUUCACGAAUAUGCUUAAAAUAGGUACUAACGGGUAGCAUUUAUCAAAUAUAUGUAGCAGUAUAUACCCAACGUUAAAUUUAAUUGUACUUACCAUGCAAUGCAAUUUAAGACCAUGCAUUUUAAACAUUGUGUGUUCUCAAAAUUUAUUCAAAUUCCAUUUGAAACAACUAACAACCCAGUAUGAAAUUGCGCAAAUUGUACAGAUGAACAAAUUGUGCUCCUAUAUCCAUUGUAGUUUUACUGUUUGUAUAUUUGAUAGGAAAGGUUGGUGCUCGUCCUUUGUUACAUAUACAUACAAAUAACAAUUUUUUUUAUUAAACUUCUAUUGGAUUUAAAGGUCCAUAUUUUUUGUUAAAAUAAUUAAACUGUUUUUAUCUACUGCUAAUUUGAACUUAUUUAUGAUUUGACCAUGUAUUUGUAUGUUGUCCACAUGCUAAUUCAGUGAAAAUUUUGUAAUUUUAUUGUUUUUUGUGCAUAGUGUAGCAAAACGUCGCGCUCAUAUUUUGUAUUUAUGUCCGAAACAAUACAUAAAGCGU
Molecule: messenger RNA, 2313 nt
Organism: Hyposmocoma kahamanoa
Lineage: Eukaryota; Metazoa; Arthropoda; Insecta; Lepidoptera; Cosmopterigidae
Product: hsc70-interacting protein-like
Exons: 9
Coding region: 86-1303 (405 amino acids)
Molecular function (GO): protein dimerization activity; Hsp70 protein binding
Source: RefSeq, a predicted model, not a curated record